Messenger RNA from Anopheles gambiae (African malaria mosquito), 2138 nucleotides. RefSeq lists its product as uncharacterized. The record is from RefSeq and is a predicted model, not a curated record. The transcript is spliced from 8 exons. Bases 92 to 1459 code for a protein of 455 amino acids. NCBI's taxonomy places the organism in Eukaryota, Metazoa, Arthropoda, Insecta, Diptera, Culicidae.
GUCAUUUAUUUGGCUUUGGUGUUUGACGAAAGAACAAAAUAAAUUUUGUGCUCUAUUGUUUUGUGAAAAUUUGUUGGAUUUUUUCAGUAAAAUGGCUACACAACCAAUGAAGUGGAGCAGAAAAGUUAUUUCUCGACGGAACAAAAAGCUUGCAGCUAUGUCGACGGAGUAUGAUCGGCAGAAUAUGUUGGGUGAUGAUGAUGCGGGAACAAGCGGAGUGGUGCACCGUAAUAUCGGUUUAACAUCCCAGUACGAUGAUCCAGAAUACGAUGCAGAAGUGCUUAUGGGAACAUCGUCUCACAACAGCGAUACCGAUUACAUCAGUGAUCGUUCUUCUGAAAGCGAAACCGACGCCGUGGCUGAAGGGUCCACAACUGCUCACAACUGCAACAACCAUAGCGAUAUUGGUGAAUGUUUGCGAACUUGGGCAGUUGUACGUAAUCAGCCACGCUCGUCGGUAAAUGAAAUUUUAGCUAUUUUGGGAAUAUGGACAGAUUUACUUCUUCCCAAGGAUUCUCGCACGCUAUUGAAAACGCCAAAAACCAUCGGGGAAGAGAUACAAUCGAUAGCGGGCGGCGAAUUUUGGUACAAAGGGAUAGAAAAUAAUCUCGUCAAUUAUUUUAAGUCAACUGUUCCAUCAAUCGACGAAUUGUCGAUACAGGUAUCCACCGACGGACUCCCUCUUCAUAGAGGUGGACCUACACAGCUCUGGCCCAUCCUUAUGAAGAUUGUAGAACUGCCCUCAGCCCCAAUUAUGAUGAUCGCAGUGUUUUGUGGACCAGCAAAACCAACCAGUCUGGAAGUAUUUUUAAGACAGUUUGUAGAGGAGGCAAAUGACAUUCAUCGAAGGGGAUUGCGGAUCGGAGAUAAAAUGAUAAAAUUCUCGAUCCAAGCUAUUAUUGCAUAUUCUCCUGCGCGGGCUUUCCUUAAAGCAACAACCUACUUCAAUGGAUAUCACGGUUGUAUGAGGUGUACCUGUGUUGGGGAAUACUAUAAACCUGGAAAAAAAAUUAUUUUCGACUCCGUUGGCGCUCCUCUACGAACGCACCAUGGAUUUAAAUCUAGGGAUUGUCCGGGUCAUCACCAGGAAUGGCGUUCACCCCUGGAAGACCUUGAUAAUUUUGAUAUGGUGGAUAAAUUACCGACUAGUUGUGGGUUGCACUUAUGCGAUGAGGGUGCGACUCGCCGACACUUGUGCGGUCUUAUAGGUGGAUCUGCAGCAAGGCUUGCGACAUGGAUACUGGACGAAGUUGAGUUUUGCGGUCCUGAUGAUUUGGUUUUCUUUGAUGUUCCAGGAAGCAAUAAGGAUGAUGCCGAAAUGAUGCUGGAUGAGGAUGUUGGUGGUCGGACGAGCUUCACUGGAGUGUUCACGGAAGUAUUGAUGAUGAUGCCGAGAGGAUGCGAGAUGAUGAUGCUGAUGUUGACAACUGUACCAGUUUUGCUGGGGCAUUUACGUUGAGGACUGGUCGGCAAAUUUGUUCAGAUUUGAUAAUUACUGGUCUAUUUGCCUGUUUUGCACUUUCAGGAGCUGAUGACGGUGAUGCCGAAAGGACGCGGGGCGAGGAUGCUGAUGAUUGCACGAGCUUCGCUGGGGCAUUCACGUGAAGGACUGGUCGGCAAAUUCGUUCAGAUUUAAUAAUCACUGGUCUAUUUGCCUGUUUCGCAGUGCAAGGAGCUGAUGACGGUGAUGCCGAAAGGACGCGGGGCGAGGAUGCGAUGGCUGACGAUUGAACCAGGUUCACAGGGGCAUUCACGUGCCAGGAGCCGAUAAUGGAGAUGCCGAAAGGACGCAGGAUGAUUUUUUUGACCAUUGCACGAGCUUCACAGGGGCAUUCACGGAAGGAAUAAUGGUGAUGUAGAUAUGGAUGUCUUUAAUGGUACGAGGGUCGCUGGUACUACCGAUGCCUGCGCUUUUACGCUGAGAUCUGGAAAUGAUGCCAUCGGUGCCGUUAUCGUUUUAUACACGUUGUUUGAAGCCAUUUCGCUAAACGUAUCCUAAAUGAACAUUUUGUUUAUUUAGUGAACCAUUUGAUUUCAAUUUAUCCUAAUUAAUAGGUACCUUUUUAUGUUUUGCAGAAAAUCCGACAGAAAUAAUAAAACAAAUUUUAGAUUUCAGCUUAUGAAGCAUCACCGAACAA